GAAACAUGUACACUUUUGUUUUAUUCGAGAUGCAACGUAUCAACCCCCCCUGGAGGUGGUUAACAAAGUCCGUCAUUGCCACUGAGACAUUCAUCUUGCGCAUCCGUCCUGACACACGCCAGCCAGCUCUGUCCUGCUCAGACCCAUCGCCCCCGGUGCAUCUCUCAUCUUGUAUCCGUACUUUGCCUUAGAUUGCGACAUUGCACAUCUCAAGCCUCGCGCGUGCCAGCUCCGCAAGCCAACUGAAAGACAGUCUUGUACCACGUACGAAUACCUACAUGUACCCGUUGCCUUAUCAAGCUUGUCCCGUCUUCCUCUCAGCCCGUUCGAACGCCUGGUCCACUUUCCCUCCUCUUCUCCAGGCCUGUCUUGUAAGCCCCGUUAUGAUCCCAAGUCAAAGACCAUAUCACUUCUCCCCGGGAUAUGAGGGCAUCCGGCUGUUUCUGAUCCCUGCCCUGGACAAGUCUCAUCCUCUCUUUCCUCCUCUCCUCUCCUCUCCUCUCCUCUCCUCU
Messenger RNA from Colletotrichum navitas, 512 nucleotides. RefSeq lists its product as uncharacterized. The coding region runs from base 6 to 191 and encodes 61 amino acids. NCBI's taxonomy places the organism in Eukaryota, Fungi, Ascomycota, Sordariomycetes, Glomerellales, Glomerellaceae. The record is from RefSeq and is a predicted model, not a curated record. The transcript has 2 exons.